AAGCGAAGCUCUCUGUCUCCGUCUCUGUCUCUGCUCAGAGGUAGAAUACAUUCGGUGAGCCGUGAAAAAGGUUGAGUGGAAGGAAGAAGCAGCUGGGAAUCAAAAAUGGAGGAGACUAUUCCUUUCAAGAAUCUUCAUAGCAGAGAGUAUCAAGGUCACAAGAAGAAGGUACAUUCGGUAGCUUGGAACUCUAAUGGUACAAAGCUUGCCUCUGGUUCUGUUGACCAAACCGCUCGUGUUUGGACCAUCGAACCUCACGGUCAUAGUAAGGUUAAGGACCUUGAGCUAAAGGGACAUACUGAUAGUGUGGAUCAGCUAUGCUGGGACCCAAAACAUUCAGAUCUCGUUGCUACUGCCUCUGGCGAUAAGAGCGUUCGUCUCUGGGAUGCUCGCAGUGGAAAAUGUACACAGCAGGCAGAGCUUAGUGGGGAGAAUAUAAACAUCACCUACAGACCUGACGGGACACAUAUAGCUGUUGGUAAUAGGGACGAUGAGCUUACCAUUCUGGAUGUCCGUAAGUUUAAUAAAUCCCUAUACAAGCGCAAAUUCUCAUAUGAGGUAAAUGAGAUUGCUUGGAACAUGUCAGGAGAUCUGUUCUUCUUGACUACUGGUCUUGGCACUGUUGAAGUUCUCUCAUAUCCACUUGAGAAAAUGCAAAAUGAUCUUAAACCAGUUGACACUCUCACUGCCCACACAGCCGGGUGCUACUGCAUUGCAAUUGAUCCUAAAGGAAGAUACUUUGCUGUUGGGAGUGCUGAUUCUUUAGUCAGCCUUUGGGAUAUGUCAGACAUGCUUUGUUUGAGAACAUUUACAAAACUUGACUCGCCCGUCAGAACAAUAAGCUUCAACCAUUCAGGAGAAUACAUUGCUUCAGCUAGUGAGGAUCUAUUUAUAGAUAUUGCAAACGUCCAAACUGGGCGGACGCUGCAUCAAAUUCCAUGUAGAGCUGCCAUGAACAGCGUGGAGUGGAAUCCAAAAUACAACUUACUUGCAUAUGCAGGUGAUGACAAGAGUGCCAAGUAUUAUGGUGAUGAAGGUGUUUUCCGAAUAUUUGGUUUUGAUAGCUCUUAGGAACACAGUACACCGCAUCUGGAAACAGAUCUAUAAGCAACUCUGCUCGGGCACUUGGUGAAUUGGAAACAGAUUGUGUACUACUACUACUAAACAUGUGUUAACAGUAUCAAUAUUUUCACAUGGGAUGAUUGCAGUUGUGAUUUUAUAUGAAUCUGUCAUUUUAUUUGCUGCAAAAAUGGGAUACUAUUACUAUACACAAGCUGUGCCCUUUAUUAUAGAAAAAAAUAAUGAUCAAAGAUCAAAAUUCUGAUUCAAUUACAUAUCUAUUUAGCGUCA
Molecule: messenger RNA, 1350 nt
Organism: Brassica oleracea var. oleracea
Lineage: Eukaryota; Viridiplantae; Streptophyta; Magnoliopsida; Brassicales; Brassicaceae
Product: THO complex subunit 3
Exons: 11
Coding region: 106-1071 (321 amino acids)
Biological process (GO): mRNA export from nucleus
Cellular component (GO): THO complex part of transcription export complex
Molecular function (GO): protein binding
Source: RefSeq, a predicted model, not a curated record